Molecule: messenger RNA, 2806 nt
Organism: Thermothelomyces thermophilus ATCC 42464
Lineage: Eukaryota; Fungi; Ascomycota; Sordariomycetes; Sordariales; Chaetomiaceae
Exons: 2
Coding region: 308-2176 (622 amino acids)
Biological process (GO): biosynthetic process
Molecular function (GO): L-2-aminoadipate:2-oxoglutarate transaminase activity; pyridoxal phosphate binding
Source: RefSeq, a predicted model, not a curated record
GAGAAGCCGUUGCGCGUUUAGUGCGGCUCUUGUCAAUGCAGUGUGUUUAUUAAAGAGAUAUGCUGAGAACAGGAGAACAGCGCAAUCGCGGUUAUCGUUGCUUCAUGGGACUCUCUCUCCUUAAUGGAGUUGCCCCGCUGGCCGCGGCUCCGCUCACUCGGGUUCCCCUCAUCGAGUUCAUUUCCUCUCACACAACCACGCGCUUCCCGACUACUUAACACUAAUAGUCAUCACUCAUCUCAUUUUUCGGCGCCGCCACCGCCCCGGUCUCAAAGAUCUUCAAUUCGGAUCUCGACCUCCAAUAAUUAUGGCGACCAUUACCAAUGCCAGCACCGGCGGCGACGGCAGCAGCAGCAGCAGCAGCAGCAGCAGCAACAACAACAACAACAACAACAAUGUCAAUAACGACAUCAGUAGAGGAGGUACUGCCUCUGAUGGCGGCGGCCUUUUCAAGGGAGUGAAACUAGCACAGAAAAAGAAGCUGAUCAACCUCCUCCGCGGCUGGCCGGCUCCCAGUCUCCUCCCCGCGGCCGACCUGCAGGAGGCAACAAACUACGUCCUCUCGGACCCGGCCAUCGCCGUGCCCGUGUUGCAGUACGGAAUCGACCCGGGGUACCAGCCGCUGAGGGAGGAGGUGGCGCGGUGGCUGAGCGAGCUGUACCCGAGGUAUACCCCGCCCGGGUCACCAGGGUCACCACCAGCCGAAAAAGGAGGUGGGCGUGGUAGCGAUGGUAGUAGUAGUGACGGGAGCGGCAGCGGCAGCGGCAGCGGGGCCGGGAUAUCGGCCGACGAGAUCACCAUCACGGGCGGCGCGAGCCAGAGCCUGGCCUGCGUGCUGCAGUCGUUCACGGACCCCGGGUACACGCGCGCCGUGUGGGUGGCCGCGCCCUGCUACUUCAUGGCCUGUCCCAUCUUUGAGGACAACGGGUUCCGCGGCAGGUUGAGGGCGCUGCCCGAGGACGAGGGGGGCGUGGACGUGCGUGUGUUGGAGAGGCGGCUGAAGGAGUGUGAGGCGGAGCCAUGGGAGAACCGCCCCCUCAAGAACCCAUACCCCGACCGCAAGCUGUACCGCCACGUCAUCUACCUCGUCGCGACGUGCGCCAACCCCUCCGGCAAGACCAUGUCCCUGGCCCGGCGCGAGCAGCUGGUCCACCUCGCCCGCGAGUACGACGCGCUCAUCAUCAGCGACGACGUCUACGACUUGCUCCAAUGGCCGGUCACGCCUCUGUCUUCCCUCCCGUCCCCGUCCGCGUCCCCGUCCCCAUCCGCGACCGGGACCGGGUCCGGGUCCGGGUCUGAAUCCGGGUCCCCGUUCCCGGUGCCGCGGCCGCCGCUGCUGCCUCUGCUCUCGCAGAUCGACGCGGCCCUGCCGCCGUCGCGGCACAACCCGGCGGGCAGCGGCAAGGUCUUCUCGCACGCCAUCUCGAACGCGUCCUUCUCCAAGCUGGUCGGGCCGGGCGUGCGCACGGGCUGGAUCCACGCGUCGGCCGACUUCGCCUACGGCUUCUCCGUCACGGGCACCAACCGCAGCGGCGGCGCCGCCAGCCAGUUCGCCGCCGCCGUCGUCUGGCGCGCCCUCGCCUCCGGCCGCGUCGCCCGCCACGUCGACUCCGUCGUCCGCCCCGCCCUCCGCCGCCGCCACGCCCUCGCCCUCGACGCCAUCGCCCGCUUCCUCGCGCCCCUCGGCGUCACCGUCUGGGGUGGCAAUACCGUCCGCGGCGCCGGGCAGGGCGUCGGUUUUUUCUCUCGCGGUGAUGGUGGUGGUAGUAGUAGUGGUGGUAGUAGUAGUGGUGAUAGUAGUAGUAAUAGUAGUAGUAGCAGCAGCGGAGAGCGGGGUGGAGAAGCGGAGGUCGGGGACGGCAGGGAAGAAGUGUACGGCGGCUACUUUUUGUGGCUGACGCUGCCGGAAGGAGUGGAUUCCGCGGUGGUCGCGGAGCGGGCGAGGGCGGAAGAGGACCUGAUAGUGGCGCCGGGCCAGAUCUUCGAGGUGGCCGGGGAUGAAGACUCGGCGAGGUUCCCGAGGAACUUGAGGCUGUCCUACUCGUGGGCGGACGAGGAGGACAUCGUGGAGGGGAUAGAAAGGUUGGCAACGGUGCUGAGGAGGAUGUUGCGGGGGGAGGGUGACGACGAGGCCCGGAAGGAGGACGCCCACGGGGAUGCACAGGUGUUCAAGUAAACAGAAGGGGGUUAUGGUGAGGAUUUCCACUGGAUCCUGGAUCGUGCUAUCCGCCUACUUCACGAGUCUCAAAAUAGGGACGGCGAGACGUCUUGACAGGAGCUUGUACGCAUGGGGUGUGACAUGGGCGGCAUCCUCCCCUGCUGCCUCAUCGCUUCUCCUCGGUCGAAGGAUCGGGGUACGAGUGAAUCUAGGAGCAUAACAGCGUUAGCAAGAAUGGCGUGCAGGUGAGGUGCGGUAUAGGUGGUCAGGUCAUGCCUUGUCUGCGAGUGCCAGCCAUUCCUCAACCCCCCGCAGAUACGGAUCAGCAGCGGCGUCGACGGGCUGCUCGUGGCCCCAGACGACCAUCUCGUCGAACUCGGCCUGGACCUGCAGGGAGCCCUGGGGGGGAGCCUCGGGCUCGAGGUCGAUAACGUCGGCUUCCUCGGGCCUCCUGGACGGCUGCUUCGGCGCAGACACGGCCGCGACAACGCCGCGGUAGUUAUCUGGCAGCUUCGCGGCGGUGCCCUGGAGCUUGCGUCCCCGAAAAUAAGCGGUGCGGGUCCCGGCUAGCGGCAAAACAGCGAGUCAGUUAAGAGGCUCUUCUCUCAUCUCUUAUCUCUCUCUCUCAUCUCUCUCUCUCUCUCUCUC